Penicillium soppii is the source of this 525-nucleotide messenger RNA. RefSeq lists its product as uncharacterized. Bases 1 to 525 code for a protein of 174 amino acids. The transcript has 4 exons. The record is from RefSeq and is a predicted model, not a curated record. NCBI's taxonomy places the organism in Eukaryota, Fungi, Ascomycota, Eurotiomycetes, Eurotiales, Aspergillaceae.
AUGCCAGAAGUCCACGAAGUCAAGGCCUUGGGCCCCAACAGUGAUAUCGAAGGCCAGAUCCAAAGAUGCCAUGAGCGUAUCGCAGAGAAUAUCAUGCCAGAUGUUUUUCGCCAAAGGCUGAGAGAAUAUAUGGCGUCCCGUGAGGAAAAUGAACAGAUGAGGUCCUCUGAAUUUGAAAAGUUCCCAUCUUCUGAGAAAUUCAGCCAGGAUUUCAUCCUGCGAGUUCAUGAGUUGGAGACCAUGAGGACGGAUCUGAAGAAUAGCGGGGACAGUUCCAAGCAGCUCCAAAACAUCAAAGCUCUUUUGAGUGCAUACAGAUCAGGUCGGUUGGAUUGGAAUCCUGGAUUGGUGACUUACUGGUCAAAUGGGGUUCAGAUCUGUCAACCAAGACUAUUCGAAUGGGAUGAAUUCGAACUGGUUAAUUCAGAGCAUGAGGGAAACAAAGGAGGGUUUUGGACAGAAGGCGCACAACAAGAGCUAGAAGCUCGAAUGGCGGAUCGGAAACCAGAGACAUCAUUGCACUAG